AGCCUCUACAGAGGAAACAAUGACUUCAACACAACAGGACCAACAUGGAGCGAGAAGUCAGCGCUCUCAGGAGGCUGACAAACCUCACAGAAGGACGAGAGAAAAAAAAUACACCUGUGAUCAGUGUGGGACGGGUUUUAGUACAAAGUGUAAAUUAAAAACGCACCAAGUCAUCCACACUGGAGAGAGACCGUUCAGCUGUGACUUGUGUGGAAAGUCUUUUACCUGGCCUGAAAGCUUAAGAAAUCACCUACUCUUGCACAGUGGAGAGAAACCGUACAGCUGUGAUCAGUGUGGCAGAGCUUUUACUUACAGUAGCACCUUACGGCUUCAUCAAGUUUCCCACUUUGGAAUUAAAGCAUACAGCUGUGACUACUGUGGAAAAGCUUUCAACCGGCUAGCGUACCGAAAUGCACACCUACGCAUUCACACUGGGCAUGAUGUGUACUGCUGUGAUCAAUGUGGCAAACUGUUUGGAACAAACUCUCAGUUAAAACAGCACAUGUUUACUCACAGUGAGGAGAGACCUUAUCACUGUGACCUGUGUGAUAAAGCUUUUAAAUCGCCACGUUCCCUGAAAGAACACCAACAGAUCCACAGCAGAAAGAGACUCCACAAGUGCAGUUACUGUGAGAAGCAGAGCGACACAGCUGGAUCGAGUUCUCAGCCCUGUCGUCGCUGUGGUGGUGGGAAAGCGUUUUGCUGUGACUUUUGUGGGAAAACUUUCAGUCAUCAAGUGACCCUAAAAAUACAUCAGCGUAUACACACUGGACACAAACUGAACUACUGCAAAGAAUGUGGGAGCAGCUUCCCCACAACAAGCCAAUUAAAAAAACAUGAACUCUUCCACAGUGGGGUUAAAAAUCACGUCUGUGACCAGUGUGGGUCAUCCUUCACCACUGCAAGUAACCUUAAAAGGCAUAAACGAAUCCACUCAGGAGAGAAACCGUACAAGUGCAGACACUGUGAGAAAAGCUUCUCAUGUUCAAGUUAUCGUAACGAUCAUGAAAGUACACACAUUGAAGGGAACUACAGCUGUGACCAGUGUGACAAGAACUUCAAGAAUCUCAGUUCAUACACCCAACACAAACGAUCCCACGCUGCAGAGAAACUGUUUCACUGUUACCAAUGUCCAAAAACAUUCACUUCAUUAUCUGCUCUGUCCAAACAUCAGCGUGAUCAUGCAGGGCUGAAAUCAUUCCCAUAACUGGAUCACCAUGAAUCUGCAGACACACAAAGAUCCUCUUCUGGUUGCAGGGUCAAACGUAAAAACCUCGAAAUCCGGCUCCACAGAAUUCCGAUGGAAUCUCCUGUAAAGAGUGUCAGCUAAUGUUACACUUGGAUCUUUACAGGAAUGUGGGGUUUAUAAAGCCUUAAAACAUAUAUAAAUAAUAAAAUAAAUGUAACACCACUACUAAGUGGAUUUUCACCCAUUGCUGGAGUCUCUGGGACGUAACCCCCACGACAGGUUAGUUGAGUCAGUGUAGCAGCCCUUGCUAACUACACACAUCAUGUCUCAUUAGAAUUUAAUUGUUAAAAGAUGAAAUGAUUUGAACAUGUCAUGGUGGUUAGCGCUAUUGCCUUGCAGCUUGAAGGUCCUGGGUUCGACUCCACCUUGGUCUGGGCCUUUGUGUGGAGUUUGCAUGUCCCCCCCAUCUAUAUAUCGACUUUCACAGUGAUGGCUUUCUGCUUCAUCCCUGGAUCUGCAAAUUUUAUAAUCUUGAAAGUGUGUGUUUGAUUUUUACACUUGGCUCCUGUGCUUGCCAUGAUUGUCUGCGAUGAAAUUAACUGAACUGAUUCACCCAGUACAGCCAAUCCAGAAAUCACAACUAUAUUGACAUUCGAGCAAUCGCCACAUGUUGUUAGCGUAUGUGGCUGUGCAUAAACAAGCCGCUGCAUGCAGUUUUCGUACAUCGUACAUACUGGAAAUGGGUGUGAUGGGAGCUGAGGAGCGUGUUAAACUCAUCCAAAUUGUGCAAUCACAUUUAUUUGUAAAUGUAUUAAAAUAAGACUAAAUUUUUCAUCCAAGAUAGAUGAAAAUCCAACUUGUAUGAUCCGAGUUAGGUGAUGGUUUUAUUGGAAUUAAUGUUUGGAAAAGUCAGGACCCCACAGAAGCCAUCCGCCUACAACGAAAAUCUGAUUUGUGCGACUGAUGAUUUCUACUGUAGUUUUAAUUUUCUUUUUGUAAUUUUAGCUUUUAAUCCAGUUUAAUUUGUUCCAAAUGUGGAUUUAUAUUAGUGGAGAUUUUUCUUUGUUUCCUUUUCAUUGGUUUGUGUCUUUGUAUUACAGUAAUAUGUGGAAGUGUUGUCAGGAAGAGGGCAGAUUUAGGAAGUACAGAGCAGGUAUUACAAUUCAAACACAGCAUCUUUGUGAAUGCGGCUGAUUCACAGUGAUGUAGAAAUCCAAGUCUCAGACGUCUGCCCGCUGAGUUAGUUUGCGCAAAAAAGCGGUCCUACAUAUUUGUUUAAUAUGUGCAUUGACGGACACCAUGUUUCUAAGAUUUGUGGGGCCGAGAACAAGAAUUUCAGUUUUAUCUGAAUUUAGA
This is a messenger RNA of Archocentrus centrarchus (flier cichlid), 2545 nucleotides long. RefSeq names its product zinc finger protein 239-like. Gene Ontology annotation, biological process: regulation of transcription by RNA polymerase II. Gene Ontology annotation, molecular function: RNA polymerase II cis-regulatory region sequence-specific DNA binding; DNA-binding transcription factor activity. The transcript has 3 exons. NCBI's taxonomy places the organism in Eukaryota, Metazoa, Chordata, Actinopteri, Cichliformes, Cichlidae. The record is from RefSeq and is a predicted model, not a curated record. The coding region runs from base 20 to 1207 and encodes 395 amino acids.